AUGAAUCCAUUAUCCGUAGAUUCCAUAUCACCGGUCGAUUCCGACUCUAAUCUCUCGCAAUAUUCAUUUACAAAUUCAUCGAUACCUUCAAUAUCAUCAUCAAAAACGUCGACAACAAUUACAAUGAAUCAAUCAGAUCCAUGUUUAGAUACAUCUUCAGGAUAUUUACCAAAUCAUCAAUCAAACCAAUUUGUCCUUUCUUCAUACCAAAAUGAUGAAGAAGAGACUACAGUGCACCUGAACAAUCAAUCGAAGCGUAAACAUUUGAAAAAAUCGAAAUCUAAAGAAUCUGUUACGGCCAAACGGCGCAAUGAGCGAGAGCGACGCCGUGUCCAAUUGGUUAAUGAUGGCUUUAGUGAAUUACGCAAGCAUGUCCCAACAGAUUCCGAAAAUCGCAAAUUAUCGAAGGUCAAAACUUUAAGAUCGGCUAUAGAAUACAUCAAACAAUUGCAAUCGCUACUAGAAAAGCAAACUGUUCCAGAAGCACCUAGAAGAAAAGUUUAUGCUCGUCAGAGCAUGCUAAAGAAAUCAAAUGUGAAAGGCAAGACUAAUUUGGGAUAUAUCAACUUUGAAGUACUCCUAGAGAAUAUUUCUGAUUCCGUAAAUGAAAGAACUUAUGAGUUAGCAGACGUUGAAUUAGACUAUCUAUGCCAUCUGAGGAUAAUAAUCUACAUCUCUGGAAAUAGAGCAUGGAUUCAAUAA
This is a messenger RNA of Trichoplax adhaerens, 702 nucleotides long. RefSeq lists its product as uncharacterized. Lineage: Eukaryota; Metazoa; Placozoa; Uniplacotomia; Trichoplacea; Trichoplacidae. Bases 1 to 702 code for a protein of 233 amino acids. Gene Ontology annotation, molecular function: DNA-binding transcription factor activity, RNA polymerase II-specific; protein dimerization activity; RNA polymerase II transcription regulatory region sequence-specific DNA binding. The transcript has 2 exons. The record is from RefSeq and is a predicted model, not a curated record. Gene Ontology annotation, biological process: developmental process; regulation of transcription by RNA polymerase II.